GUUCGGGCCGUCCCUGAACGCUCGUGACUAUCCUCUUGGACUUGGUCCUCGCUUCUCUUCUACGGCACGCGUGUCUUUGCUCGUCUCGCGUUCCUUCGAGUCUCAAAGAUACGCGAUCACGCACGGGAACCUAACUCUGUACACGGUUGUUCGCGAUAUGCGUAUUUUUAAAUUAUCUUCGACGUCGCGCAUCCCCUUCUGGUAUAUACGCAAGCAAAAGAAGAGGGAACAAUUCUUCCGCUGCCGUUCUUCCUCGCGAAAAGCUAAACGCUCAAUCUGAAGUGGAGAUACCCAUCCCGCCAUGGAGCGAGGAUACUGGGAGAAAUCGAGCACAGAGACAAAUAGAUACGGGUCAAUAGGCUAGCCAAAGCUGUGGAGGCAAGCGAGCUAGGGACCGAGCGGAAGACAGGGUUGGAGGCCCAUGGCCGGGAACUCUUUCAGUCGCCGGCUUUGGUCGUGGAUCUCGAUCGUGAUCCUGCUUGGAUGCGUACUUUUGUCCAGUACUCAGCAAGCACCGUGCAUUUCCUACUCGUCGAACGUAAGCGAAGUCGGCUACGAUCAACCAGAAACGGAAGUAACGAUUUUCCUAAGAGAACACUGCGACCAUGAAACCAGUGCCACGGAUAUACAAGACUUCUUGGAUCGAUCGAACUUCGACCUACAGAUCACCGUGAUACCCACGUCUCUGUCCUGCGAAACCAAGACCCGAGGCCUCGAUACUCUGUUGCGCGUACUCGGACAGAGAAAAACCAGAGCCCUGGUAGCUGUCCUCGACUCCCCUAUGUGCGAAGUUACCUCUAAACUCGCGCAACUCUGGAACGUACCGCUAUUUACGUGGACGUGCCCUUUGAAAGACACAGAGGAAAGAGAAUUUUCCUCGAUCGUCAGAUUAUCACCGUCGCUGCCAACGAUAGCAAAAGCUCUGACAGCGAUGUUGAUGCGGCUACAAUGGAAGGCUGUAUCCCUGAUAGGAACGGAUCGUGAACCGUGGCUGAGCCUCGAGAGAGCCUUGUUGAACGCCCUCAGGAGCGUCGGAGCUAUAUUACGAUUUCGAGUGAUAUUACCAUACCGUGCAUCCCUCGAAGAAGUUCGAAGAAUUCUUCGUCCCACUUACAAUGUUUCUCGCAGAGUUACGGUACUAUGUCUACCAACUUCGAAUGGAAACGACGACGAAGACGACGACGACGACGACGACAACGUUUUAACGUCUCGUGUCCUCGGCGAGUUGGACAACGCGCAGUCCUCGAGUCCAGCGUGGAACUCUAUGAUCCUGAUCGUUCAUACGAAAGACGAUGGCCUCUUCCUGCCCAGAACGAACUCCUCGUUUUCUCAUCUGGAUCUCUCGCUAACGAGUUUUGCGACCACCAAUUUUUCCUCGUCGAACGUGUCCGACGAAACUUAUUCGCCUGUGACUAUCAGCAAUUACGAGGGGCAAACGGUGGAAAAACAGGAAGGACGAAAGUUACGACACCGACGGAGCGAACAAAGGGGGAAAAAUCGGUAUUCUCCGCCGACGAGUCUCAGUGUCGACUUUCUGGAGAAACUGCUGAUCGUAACUCCACUCGACCAUAGAUACGACGUAGAGAAAAUAUACAAUGGCACGGAACGACACUCGUUGCCGACAGUGUUCGAUCAUUUGAACGAAACCCUCAACGUCUUAACGUACGACAACUCGAGUAUAAACGCAUUCAACAACAAGAUAUACACGUACGUCUUAUUGGAUUGGCGUAUCAAUGCCUGGAAGCCCAUCAUGAUCGCCGCGGAACGACAAAGAAGAUUCUUCGUGCGGAAAUUAUCCACGAACGCUGUCGCGUUUCGCGAUUCGAAUAGCAGAGACGUUCCUAAAUGUAACGUGGACGUUGACGCUAACGAUGACAUCGAAUGCACGGGUAGAGACAGCCAAAAACCAAACUAUAUAGAGAAUUCUCCCAGCGAAACGGCGUUUCGUAUCGCACAUAUCGUGACCAUCGUUCUGGGAUCUCUGCUGCUGACCUUGUUCGCGAUAUUGAUCGCGAUCUUAAUUAGGAAAAAGCUGCUGAAGAAGAGAAUGUCCAAAGGUCCCUACAAGAUCAUUUUAACCACUUCAGACUUUGUAUUUCCUCAAGUGCCUCGAAUGGAUGCCAGAAGGGUAGACGAGGGUAUCGAGACGAUGUUGUGCUGUUGGUUGCAGCAACUGCAAGAGUUUGGAGGCCCCGAAGUAGAAAAACCAGAUCUGCUUCAACUAGGGAGCGUGUCAUCGUUGAGGCCCUAUCUACGAGCGAGCACGGGGAACUUGUCGCGUCAUAACUUAUUUAAAGACCCGCGCGCUAGAUAUAACGGUGACUUGGUGCAGCUGAAGGAGUUGCCGACCCAGGGCACGUUUGAGCUGAAAAACAAGGCCAUGGACGUGCUGGUCACGAUUCAUGGGCUGCGCCACGAGAAUUUGAAUCCCUUAAUCGGAUGUUUGAACGAACCCACGAGGCCGUGCCUAGUUUACGAAUACUGUUCGAGAGGAUCGCUGGAGGAUGUCCUGAUGCAGGACGAGAUCAAACUCGACUGGUCCUUCAGGCUAUCCUUACUUACCGAUCUCGUACGGGGUAUGAGGUAUCUUCACGGUACACCUGCGCGGGUACACGGUUAUCUCACUUCGAGGAACUGCGUCAUAGAUGCUCGCUGGGUCCUCAAAGUAACCGAUUAUGGACUACCUGCUUUUUACGAGGCGCAAAACAUCGUCUCACCUACGAAAACUGCUCGAGAUCUCUUGUGGACGGCACCAGAACUCUUGAGGCAUCCAAACAUGCGAAAGAAGGGCACUCAGGCGGGGGACGUUUACAGUUUUGGCAUUAUUAUGCAGGAAGUAGUGGUUCGUGGUGAACCAUUCUGCAUGCUUGCCUUGACGCCAGAGGACAUUAUCGAAAAAGUGAUGAAGCCGCCGCCAUUGAUUAGACCAUCGGUAAGCAAAGGCGCCGCGCCACCGGAAGCGAUAAACAUCAUGCGUCAAUGUUGGGCGGAAGCCGCCGACAUGAGGCCCGACUUCAACGACGUUCACGAUCUAUUCAAGAAACUCAAUCACGGAAGAAAAGUGAAUUUCGUGGACACGAUGUUCCAAAUGUUGGAGAAGUAUUCCAAUAACCUGGAAGAAUUGAUACGAGAGCGCACGGAGCAGUUGGACAUGGAGAAGAAGAAAACGGAACAACUCUUGAACCGAAUGUUACCCAGCUCGGUCGCUGAGAAAUUGAAGUUGGGAAUGCCCGUCGAUCCUGAGGAGUUUCGCGAAGUGACCAUCUACUUCUCAGACAUCGUUGGCUUCACGAGCAUUUCUGCUCAUUCGACACCGUUCCAAGUGGUCGAUCUUUUAAACGAUCUGUACACUUGUUUCGACGCCACCAUCAACGCGUACACCGUCUAUAAGGUGGAAACCAUAGGAGAUGCUUACAUGGUCGUGGGAGGCUGUCCAGUGAGAAUACCCGACCAUGCCUCUCAAAUCGCCACGAUGGCACUCGACUUGUUGCACCAAAGUGGUAAAUUCAAAUUGAGACACCUGCCAAGGACUCAGCUGAGACUUCGAAUCGGUCUUCACACCGGUCCAUGUUGCGCUGGCGUCGUUGGUUUAACGAUGCCAAGGUACUGUCUAUUUGGCGACACCGUUAACACCGCAUCGAGGAUGGAAUCGACGGGUGCUCCAUGGCGCAUACACUUGAGUCAAGCGACGAGGGAUCGGUUGUCUCAGGUUGGGGGAUAUCGAAUCGAGUACCGAGGCUCCACGGAAGUAAAGGGCAAAGGAAAGAUGCCUACCUACUGGUUACUGGGAAAACAAGGAUUCGACAAGGAACUGCCCAAGCCACCCUCGCUCGGGGAAAACCAAAGGAUGAACGAGAGUCUAAUCUUGGAGAAUUUGAGCACGGAAACCAUCGUGUCGCCGGAGGACGAGUCUUUGAGCAAGGAUAUGCCAGCCGAAGAGUCGACGGAUGAAAACAGAUUGGACGAGAAUCCUAAAGUCGACGCUGACAAGUCCGAGGUUCGCGUCGAAGAGAAUAAUCCAGAGGAGGGUAAAGUCGCGGUGUCUGUACACGACGAGAAAAACCUAGGGUCGAACAGUUCUCCAAAAUUAGGGACGGACUCGGGGAAAAUUGCGCCGCCGAAAGAGGCUGCGAAUAGAAAAGGAAACGAUAACGCUACUAAUGCAGUGAGAAAUUCCUCUGGCGAGACUCAAACGUCUUUGGCAGCUUCCACCGUAUACUCUGGUGAAACAGGUAUACUCGGUGCGUCGAACACUUCUUUAGCGUCGAUUUCAAGCUCGGCCACGGCUCCUUAUAGACCUGGACCUACGAGACACAGGAGGAUAGGUGGCUACAUCGACGAGAACGAUCUGAGCACGCCGUACAAUUAUUACAGGUGUCUUUCGCCGAACGAACACUAUGGCAAAACAUCGAGCCUGGGCUCCCGUUUCCUGAAGAGACAAUUCAGCCUGGAUCGCCCAGACGAAAUCGUUAGCGUCACCUUCGGCGACCAGAACAAUCAACGCCAGCAGCAGCAACAACAACAACCGCAGCAGCAACAACAGAAUCUGAAACCCGCGGCGAGACUCUUCAAGCAAAACAGCGCUGGUGCGGCGAACGACUUGGAACGUAUCGAAGAAGUUCCAACGACUCCUGCGCCCCUUUUUCAGCAUUACAGACAGGCAGCGUCGAUUUCGCUCUCCGUCGAAUCCCUGACGCUUCGUUGAAACUUGGAACGUUGAACGCUUGCUCCACGAGUAACUCCUGCGUUAAAAUUUCCCACGAACAAUGACAAUCGCCACGCGUCAAGGAGCUGCAAUGAUCCUGUAUGAAUUGUAAACCGAGAACUCGUUUCAGAAAGAAGAUGUUUCGUUCUACGUGAAAUUAACUUUACAAUCCUAUUUCCGCAACCACUGAUAAUCGACAGUCAAUGUGAAUCGUGUGUAUUCAUAGCUCGAUAAGUUUAGUAAGACUUCUGAGACUGGGUUACACGAAUUCAGGAAUCCUACUUAACUUGACGGGCUACGCGCAAGAGAUGAUAGAAUGUAGGGAAAAGAUGAAUUAUACGGUCCCGUUAUCGCGGAUGACAAUCUCUAUUACGUACAAACGUUCAUGCAUACGCAUUUAUUCUUGUUUCUUUUUAACGUCGAAUGAAUAUUAUACAUUCUGCGAAUGAACAGAGUGAGAUCAUCGUAUAUUUUUUAGAAAAUACUUUCUGAUGGUAAACGGGUGUAAAAGCGUUGAUUGGAUCUAACGAUUUAAAUUAAUUUUUCUCUCGUGUAUUAAAUCCAAUAUCGUUCAAAAAUAAAAUGAACGAAUCUGUUUAAUAGUGUUCGUUAGACGCGCUGACAGGGUAACAGGGAGGAACUUUUACUUUCCACUGAAAUUUCUGACUUUUGCACAUUGUUAUCAUUCCGAGACUCUUCAUUAUCGCUUCCAAAUCGUCGACAAUAAUUCGAAAUCUUAACGCAUAGGAGUGUGUGUAGUUUGUUCCGUAUUUUAAAUUUUUUGUUCGUCUCUUCGUGCAAUUAUCCCGAGAAUCGAUUACGCGAUUUCCUCGAAUACGACUCGAGACUAACAAUAAGUAGAUUAAAGAAUCAAAGUGCAUUUCGAUGCGCCAAAGAAAAUUACAUACGUACAUUACAUACGUCCGAACGGUGAGCCAAUUUUAGGGGAAACGCAAGAAAGGCACGUAAGCGGACGUGGCUGGUGUGGUUAUGCAAUAAUCUGUGUGUUAGAUGUAUAACAUAAGUGUACAUAGGAUAUACGAUAUAGAUUGACGAUUUCGAUGUGACGAGGAUUCGCGCGCGAGAAUUUUAUUGAGAAUCCUCCGAGUGUUUGCGUCGAUCGAAUCGGCGCUGUUUCAGAAUUUUACUGAUACGAUUUGUCAACGAAAGACGACAAAACGGUAAUAAAACGUAACGUACAAGUAUUUCUUAAGAUUACACUAAAUGAAUGUCAUCGGAGAUCGGAAAUGGGCAAAAUUCCUAUCUAAAUACAAAACGAAUAAAGAACAGAAGGCAAAUAAAAUUAUAUUUCCUGUUUGAUUAUCUUUCUCUUUAUUCGUCGUUCCAUCGUUCGAAUACAAUUUUGCCCAUCUCUAUCCAAGACGAACGAAACCACAUGUUCAUGGUUUCUUUUCCGUAACGAUGCGACCGAAGAUGUAUUAUUGAAUGGAUGUUACAACGCGUUAACAUAAUAUUAAGUCCUGAGAAGUAAAAUUUUAUCGAUUGAAAA
Hylaeus volcanicus is the source of this 6215-nucleotide messenger RNA. RefSeq names its product retinal guanylyl cyclase 2. The transcript is spliced from 23 exons. The coding region runs from base 422 to 4705 and encodes 1427 amino acids. Gene Ontology annotation, biological process: intracellular signal transduction; cGMP biosynthetic process; receptor guanylyl cyclase signaling pathway. Lineage: Eukaryota; Metazoa; Arthropoda; Insecta; Hymenoptera; Colletidae. Gene Ontology annotation, molecular function: protein kinase activity; peptide receptor activity; ATP binding. The record is from RefSeq and is a predicted model, not a curated record.